AUGCUCUUGCUCUUCAAAUCUGUCGCUCUUAUCACUCUACUUCCUUUUAUCUAUGCUGCACCGGUGACUGAGAAUGGCCUUGUAAAGAGACAAAUCGAUACCUCCCAACACUGCGGCCAAUGGGACACUGUCGUCGCCGGUCAAUAUACCCUCUACCUCGACCAAUGGGGCAUGGGGAACGCUCAGUCCGGGCAAAGUUGCGCCAACUUAAUUUCCCUGAGCGGAACGACCAUUUCUUGGAAGAACACCUGGAACUGGGUUGGAGGAAAUGGUGUCAAAAGCUACACUAACGUCAACUUGAACAACGGUCUCAACAAGCAGCUGAGCGCCAUCAAGAGCAUCCCUGCUUCAUGGAAGUGGUCGCAGAGCACUUCGGGAACCAUAGUUGCCAACGUCGCUUUCGACCUGUUCACCUCUUCGUCGUCAGGAGGAUCGAACCAGAAUGAAAUCAUGAUUUGGCUUGCCAAUUAUAACGCUGGUCCCAUCUCCUAUAAUUACAAUGCUGAUGGAACGCCCAAGGCCGUGGCGACAAAUAUCAGCCUAGCCGGUCAAACUUGGAACCUCUACAUCGGCUCCAACGGCGCUCAAACCGUUUACUCCUUCCUCCCGGCCAGCAGUGGCACAAGGAUUACCAGCUUUAGCGGUGACCUCAACCUUUUCCUCAAGUACUCUUCUUCACAAGGCUUGAGUGCAUCGCAGUACAUCACCACUGUUCAGUCUGGCACUGAGGCGACCUCGGGAUCUGCAGUGUUAACAUCUUCUGCCUACAGCGUUGUCAUCAAUUGA
Messenger RNA from Marasmius oreades (fairy-ring Marasmius), 786 nucleotides. RefSeq lists its product as uncharacterized. The transcript is spliced from 6 exons. Gene Ontology annotation, biological process: polysaccharide catabolic process. The coding region runs from base 1 to 786 and encodes 261 amino acids. Gene Ontology annotation, molecular function: cellulase activity. NCBI's taxonomy places the organism in Eukaryota, Fungi, Basidiomycota, Agaricomycetes, Agaricales, Marasmiaceae. The record is from RefSeq and is a predicted model, not a curated record.